Messenger RNA from Brassica napus (rape), 1028 nucleotides. RefSeq names its product protein FAR1-RELATED SEQUENCE 5. Bases 371 to 1003 code for a protein of 210 amino acids. Lineage: Eukaryota; Viridiplantae; Streptophyta; Magnoliopsida; Brassicales; Brassicaceae. The transcript is spliced from 3 exons. The record is from RefSeq and is a predicted model, not a curated record.
AUAUAAAAACUACAUGAUGUUUUUAACUAGUAAUCUGAAAAGUGGAGAAGAAACGAAGAAGAAGCUAGGAACUGCAUGCUGUUUUUAACUUGUAAUCUGAAGUCAAACAAAAAGCCUUAGAAACUACAUGCCGUUUCUCACUUGUCGUAGACCAACGGAUGAAGUUCACGUGCUCCACCCAAAAACCAGUCAUCAUCAUCAACCGUACAAGAAACAGAGAGAUCUUCGACUUUGUGUUCUGUUGUCGUCUUCUUCUCCCUUUCUUUCCAUUCCAACUCACUAAACUAACUUCAGUUUUCACAGAUCAACACUUCCUCCGUCCAAGUAUAUCCCUGUGGACCCUGUCUGAAGCUUCCUAUUCUUCCAUCCAAUGGAAGGGAACCUUUUACGUGGAGAAGAUGUAGUAGAGAAUACAAUCACAGAAGAAGCUUCUUCAGUUGUGGAGCCUUUCAUUGGAAUGGAGUUUGAAUCAGAAGAAGCAACAAAGUCUUUCUACGACAGUUACGCCACACGCACCGGUUUCGUUAUGAGAGUGGAUGCUUUCAGGAAGUCAAUGCGAGACGGGACCGUGGUGUGGCGAAGGCUCGUGUGUAAUAAAGAAGGGUUCCGUAGGUCAAUACCUAGGAGAAGCGAGAGCAGGAAGCCUCGUGCUAUAACAAGAGAAGGGUGUAAGGCUUUGAUUGUGGUGAAGAAAGACAAGUCCGGAAAAUGGAUCGUCACUAAGUUUGUGAAAGAACAUAAUCAUCCUCUCUUGUCUCUACUUGCUAAUGCUCGCCGGAGUUCACAUAUCUCUCAAUCACCGGACGAGAAAGACGCAAAGAUUAGGGAGCUUAGCACAGAGCUGAGCCGAGAGAGAAAGCGUUGUGCUACAUUGCAACAGCAACUUGAUAUGGUCCUAAAGGUCAUGGAAGAACACUCUAAUCAUCUUUCUGUACACAUCAAUAACGUUAUCCAAAGUGUAAGAGAAAUAGAGUCGAACACUUUCCCCAAACCCCUCAGCUAAAUAAAACAACAAACACAUAUCUUAA